Hordeum vulgare subsp. vulgare (domesticated barley) is the source of this 1160-nucleotide messenger RNA. RefSeq names its product electron transfer flavoprotein subunit alpha, mitochondrial-like. Gene Ontology annotation, molecular function: electron transfer activity; flavin adenine dinucleotide binding. The transcript has 7 exons. The record is from RefSeq and is a predicted model, not a curated record. NCBI's taxonomy places the organism in Eukaryota, Viridiplantae, Streptophyta, Magnoliopsida, Poales, Poaceae. Bases 113 to 1126 code for a protein of 337 amino acids. Gene Ontology annotation, cellular component: mitochondrion.
CACUAAAACGCUUCUAGAUACAUCCGUAUCUAGACAAAUCUAAGACAAAUUUUUUGGGACAGAGAGGGUAUAUUUUACAUCGUAGUGAUUUGGUGUAUGCAAUAAUCAUAUUAUGUUAGCAAUGGAACAUAGUUCGUCACAAUUUCUUUCCUUCAGGUUCAGAAUUACGAGCAUAACCUCAGUAUCUAGAUGCAGAUGUUCCUCUGAAUUAUCCAGCAGUGCUCCAUCUUCCUUAAACCUCUCUCUCUCUCUCUCUCUCUCUCUGUGUGUGAGGACACUAAUCAUAGCAGAGCACGAAGGCGGGCUCGUCAAGCCAUCUUCCCUGGGCGCGUUGGCGGUUGCUGAGGCCAUCGCCAAAGAGAACAAGGUGUCUCUUCUUCUCGGUGGAUCCGGACCGAUGCUGCACAAGGCUGCCCAGCAUGCUGCGUCUAGCCACCCAUUGGUCAAUGAGGUUCUUGUUGCGGAUUCAGAUGUGUUUGCGCAUCCUUUAGCUAAGCCUUGGGCCGCGCUGCUCCGCUCCGUGCAGCAAAAAGGUGGAUACUCUCACGUGAUAGCCUCGUCGACGUCGUUUGGGAAGAAUUUGCUUCCACGUGCAACGACUCUUCUAGAUGUCUACGCUGUCACGGACGUCGCUGCCAUAUCUGAACCACGGGUCUUUGUGAGGCCAAUUUAUGCUGGAAAUGCUCUCUGCAAUGUACGAUAUACCGUGGAGUCUCCUUGUAUGAUGAUUAUUAGAUCAACAUCAUUUUCUCCAGCUACUAAGUAUAUGUCAGAAACUAAAGUUGCGCCCAUAACCCAGGUUGAUCUCUCUUUCCUCAGGGAAGCGAGCUCAAGGAAACCUUCAUGGGUGAAUCUUACAUCCCAAGACACAGAACGGCCAGACCUGGCAAAUGCACGUGUGGUAGUCACUGGAGGUAGAGGUUUGAAGAGCACCGAGAAUUUCAAAUUGUUGGCGCAGCUGGCAGAGAAACUUGGCGCAGCAGUGGGUGCGACCAGAGCUGCCGUCGAUGCAGGAUAUGUGCCGAAUGAACUUCAAGUAAGAUCCUCAAGUCUAUUAGUCAGAAUCGAACUGAUUGUCAUCCGGCUUAUUUGCGAUGGGGCAACGCAAAAGAAUCACAACUCUUGAGAGACGAGAGGACGAACAUGCGCUGCUUUGUAUC